Megalobrama amblycephala (Wuchang bream) is the source of this 3603-nucleotide messenger RNA. It is a transcript of the gene cep89, whose product is annotated as centrosomal protein 89. Gene Ontology annotation, biological process: cilium assembly; chemical synaptic transmission; mitochondrion organization. The transcript is spliced from 20 exons. Gene Ontology annotation, cellular component: ciliary transition fiber; centriole. The coding region runs from base 224 to 2803 and encodes 859 amino acids. The record is from RefSeq and is a predicted model, not a curated record. Lineage: Eukaryota; Metazoa; Chordata; Actinopteri; Cypriniformes; Xenocyprididae.
AUAGGAGGACUUGUUAUAUUUCAAGGUUUUGAGGGAAAGCGUCUAGUUACGUGAAGUUGAGUUGAAGCUAGUGUGAUUUCGAUGAAAAAUAAUCGUUGUAUAUAAUAAGUAACCUAUAAAACUGCCAGUUAUGAGCUAUAAAACAUAACUUACCUUCUUUACAUAGCUAUCGGUGUGAUAGUGCUGAAAAGCUCAGUCCUGACCGCGGUUUUCAUAAAUCUUAAUGUCACAUCUCUCACCGAAACGAGGAAGUUUGUUGAGGACUAUGUCAUCUAAAUUCAACUUCAGCUUCAGGAGAAAAGAGAAGAGAGAAUUUCGGAAUAUAGCUCAUGGUUUGAUCCCUGCUGCCACCAUUGCCCCCAGACCUGCGGUUCCCCGCACUCCUCCCCCACGAAGCCCCAACCCCUCUCCAGAGAGACCCAGGUCUGCCUUGGCAGCUGCAAUAUUGUCUUCCUCCUUGACGGGCCGUACUGUUGCCAUUCCUCCUCCACGCCAAAGAUCUUACUCUGAGAGUGAUUGUUCACGUGCAGACAGCCAAACUGGCUUUGAGCCCUAUGCUGCCACAGCACUGUAUACCAGGGACAGAUGGCCAUAUUCAGUGACAGAAAGACCCACUGUGCCUUCCCCAAGACAUACUGAUGAUGAUGAAGGUGACGAUAGUGAUGAGUUGGAGGGACUAGAGGGAGAUGAAGAUCAUGUGUAUCAGUCCCUUGAGAGGCAGAGCAGAGCUGAUGACAUAAAUGUUGUUUACGCCGUGCCAUUAAAACACAGGAAGGACGAGACCAAUUCAGACGUUGACGAAGAGACAGAAGACUCUGCGUUCGAUAUUGUGUCUCCCCUACAGACUGAAGAGGAAAUUGUGGUGCAGGAAGAAGCAGCUGAAACGCAGCCAUCAUUGCUACGACAACCGAGAUCGGGCUCUCGUGGGAGCAUGGCAUCUCCAGAGCUUAAUGAUGACUGGAGCGCUCAAUCUCACAGAUCACUGAAUACUUCAAAAAGGAAGACCUCGCGGAUGAAGGCGAGUCCAGUGAGAGGGAAAGAGAGAGACAUCAGUCCAGAGGCCAGUGAAGUGUUGCGCAGUACACUAGAGGUGCAGCAAACGCUUGUAAAGGAGCUGAGGGAGCAGACUCAAAUUCUGGCUCAGGAGAAGGAGACACUGGAGAAGAGAUGUUUACAACAGAGUCAGCACAUAGAGCAUCUCCAGCAGGAGCUCUGCCACUCUCACACAGAGAGAGGAAACUCCACAGGUGAGAGCUCUGAGUUGCUGAGUCUGAGGCAGCAGGCUCAGGAGCUGGUGGAUGAGAAUGAUGGGCUGAAGAUGACGGUCCACCGUCUCAAUGUGGAGCUCAGCAGAUACCAGGCCAGAUUCCGACCACUCAACAAGGACGAGAAUGCUCAGCUUAAAGACCUGCCAGUGAAAGGACCUCCACCUCCUUGGCUGCUGGAUAUGAAAUAUUUAUCACCCCUGCUGUUGGCCUAUGAGGACCAUCUGAAUGCCAAAGACAAACUCCUCAAGUCCUGUGAGGACGAUCUACACAGUCUGAGAGCACGUGCAGAGGAGAUCAUUCAGGAAAACGAAAAACUUCAUUCUCAGGUUAACAAGAACAGCACUGUCCGCAAUAAAGAAUGGAGGCAACUGCAGGAGCAGGCUCGCUUGGUGCUGGAGGAGAAUCAAGUGUUGAUCGAACAAUUGGAACUACAGCAUGCCAAAGCUAAAGAAGCUCACAGCAAACAUACACAAGAGGUGUGUAAGGUCUCUAAACAGGUGAUGUUGUUGGAGUCAGAGAAACAGGCUCUGGAAAAAGAGCUAGAGGUGGAGCGUAAAGAACACCGUGCCCUGAAGACAGAGUUUCAGAGAGUGCGCUUGGCUCUAGAACACUCUGUGAGCUUGGCUGAACACAAUGCUGUGGCUGACAAACUUAAAAGACAACUGCAGGAUCAUGAGAAGGUGAAGAAUUGUGAGGUUGAAGAGCUGUUGGCUCGCGUAAGUGCGCUGGAGGCGGAGAAAAAAACUCAGCUGCUGGACAAAACCAACCUUAACACAGAUAUCAAACACUUGGAAACAGAGCUACAGCUUUCACAGCAAGCUAACAGGAAGGCUCAGAGGCGUAUAAAUGUCCUGAAGCAACAGGUUGAAGACUCUUUAGAGAAAGAGCUCAUCGCUCAUCAGUACCUUGCCAACAUUGUCACACUGGCAGAGAAAACCACCCAUGAAAGAGACCAGCUCAUGCACAUGGCUUCAUCUCUAGAAAAAGACAAGCAGGGCGUCCUAACACGCAUCAUAGAAAGCACUGUCAGCCUGGGAAAGCUGCAGGAAAAAGUAAAGGUGUACAAGCAGCAGGCGUCAGCAAGUGUAAAUGCGCUGGGUCACCGUCUGCGCGAGCAGGAGGAAGACUUUGCGGGAAAAGCAGCGAGUUAUCAACGAGAGAUCCGGCACCUGCAGAGUCAACUAAGAGACAGACAGGAACAACUGCACGGAGCUCUGCAGCAGAAGAGAGAAGUGGAAGGUGAACUGGAGGUGGUUUGGGAGGCAGCGACCAGAGAGAGUCAGCGCUUGAGAGAGGUGGUGUUGAGGAGCAGUCCAGCCACCGUGGCUCCAGCCCUACGCAGCACUUCCGGCAAGUCUCCUGCCAGGAUCCCCCAUGUAGAGGAUCAUUUGUCCUGCUCGCUGUCCCCUCCCUUCACCUCCAGACAGAGUCGUCUGCCACAUCCUUUACAGUGCAGCCCCAUGUUUGACUCCGAUUCUGACCAGCACCAGAAUCCGUCAUCUGAUGAGAGCGACAAGAGCGGACGGGACUCCUAAUAAUGUUUUGAGUUCAUGAAUUAAUUUCAAUGAUUUACCUAAGCUUAAUGUUUUGCACUAAGGUUGUCCCACAUCAUUUUCUUUAAUAAGGACAAAGUACGGUAUGCAAUAAUAUAAUUUGCAUCCAUUUUUUGCUCAUGACCUGCAGUGAGUUAAAGUGUCUUUGCUGUUCCAAAUUAUUCCAAUUGUUCCACACACAAAUGAAGAUCUUUUUGAUGAAAUCUGAGAGCUUUCUGUCCCUUUAUUGACAGCUAUGCAACUACCAUUUUGACGCUUUAAAAAGUUAAUAAAGAGAUAGUAAAACGAGGGUUGUCGCAAUAUACCGGUAUUGACGAUAACCGUGAUAUUCAAAGCAUGAAAUAUCGAUAUCGUGUUAAUUUAGGGUGUGACGAAUACCGGUAUUGACGAUAACCACAAUAUUUAAAAUGAUCAGGUGGCAGUAUUGCACCUUAACGCUGACACCUGUCAAACAAGAAGAAGACGCAGCUCGCGCAGCUAUUCCGAGCGGGAGAGUGAGAGGCUCUGUCCACACCCGAAAAAAGUAAAUAAGCUCGACAGCAUGGGAGUUUUUCGGCUCCUUAGACAGCCCAGUCCGCAGGAUUUGCCUAGCUACAGUCAGUGCGAAGGGUGGCAACACCACCAAACUUUUUACCCACCUCCGUGUCCAUAACCCUCCAGAUUACGCCAUUUUACAGAGAGUUAGUUGCGAUUAUUUUACUAGUCAUGGAAUGGGAAAUGUUAUAUUUACCUGUUAACAGCAAUUUUCUGUGUUCAUAUAUUUAAAUAAAGGGUGGUUCUUU